Molecule: messenger RNA, 1214 nt
Organism: Parasteatoda tepidariorum (common house spider)
Lineage: Eukaryota; Metazoa; Arthropoda; Arachnida; Araneae; Theridiidae
Product: mitochondrial import inner membrane translocase subunit TIM44
Biological process (GO): protein import into mitochondrial matrix
Cellular component (GO): mitochondrial inner membrane
Molecular function (GO): protein-folding chaperone binding
Source: RefSeq, a predicted model, not a curated record
ACAGUAAAAACGAAAACCUUUUUUUUGACUAUUGCAAUAUGCAAGCUAAAAGUUAGUAUCCGUAGCAAGUAAUGUUUUAACAUUAGUACUCUGCUCAUGUCUUUCGAUUAGAUAUGGCUGCGCUCAUCAGAACGUCGUGCGUUGUCCCUUCUUCAAAGAUGCAUUUGAGACAAAUAUAUGGAAGAUGUUCUGCCUUUCAACUUCUAAAGCAAAAUUACCCAUCUGUAUCACAGACAUGCUGCUAUUCUGCUCCUCAAAGAAAAGGUUUUAUUUCUCAGAUUGUUGACAACAUCAAAGAGGAUUUGAACAGAAACAAAGAGAUGAAGGAAAACCUAAAAAAAUUUAGAGAAGAAGCAGAGAAAUUAGAGAAAUCUGAAGCUCUUCAAAAUGCAAGGAAAAAAUAUAAACUAAUAGAAAAAGAGACUUCUAAGAGUACCGAACAGAUUAAGGAACAAUUGGAAAGUCUUAAAGGUAAAUUAAAAGAGGGACUUAAUGAGGCACAAAAGAGUGAAAUUGGUCGCAAAAGUCGAGAGAUAACUGAAGAAUUUGCCAAGUCAGCUAAGAUGGCUGCUGAAGCAAUUGCAAAGCAAGGUGAAGAACUCGGAAAGAGCACUCCUAUGAGAGCAGUUGCAGAGGGUGUAAAGACUGUCAGGGAUCAAAUUGAAGAAGCUCAAAUUACUGGUUCUAAAGUCUAUCAAGCUCCAAUAAAAUUACGUAAGAGGAGUGAAAGAUCUGAAAUGGGUGAAGAAAGAAUUAUUGAACCUAACAGUGAGGCCACUACCAUAGAACUUCACAAGGACUCAAAAUGGUUUCAAAGCUGGCAAAAUUUUCGAGAAAAUAACCAAUAUGUUAACAAGGUAUUUGACUGGAAAAUGAAAUAUGAUGAGAGUGACAACCCUGUUGUAAGAGCAUCUCGUCUUUUGACUGACAAAGUGACAGAUCUUUUUGGUGGGCUUUUCCAAAAAACAGAACUGUCAGAGGUUUUAACUGAAAUAGUAAAGAUGGAUCCCAACUUUGACAAGGAGAAAUUUCUUAAGGAAUGUGAAGAUGAAAUUAUACCAAAUAUUUUAGAAGCAAUGAUACGAGGAGAUUUAGAAAUUUUGAAGGAUUGGUGCUAUGAAGGACCAUUUAAUGUGUUAGCAACACCUAUCAAAACAGCCCAAAGCUUAGGAUACCAUUUUGAUUCAAAAGUUCUUGAUGUAAUGAAUGUGGAU